CAUAUGGGCACCCAAUAAGCAGCCUGUUUUGUUGUUGGAUUGGCUAUAAAAAUCCUAAAUCCCCUCAGCUCCUGGCUGCUGGCACCAAGGCUCACUAACAGCAAGCAGAAUGGCCUUUCAGUCUGUGCUUUUUGUUUUCUUAGCUGGACUGGUAUUUUUCUCUGAAGCUGCACCACUGGUCUCCCAUGGCUCUGUUGAUUCCAAAUGCCCUCUUAUGGUGAAAGUGCUGGAUGCAGUCAGAGGAAGCCCUGCAUCUGACGUAAAUGUUAAAGUUUUUAAACAGGCUGAAGAUGGAAGCUGGCAGGACUUUGCUGUUGGGAAGACCACAGAGUAUGGAGAGAUUCAUGAUCUCACGACAGAAGAACAGUUUGUAGAGGGAAAGUACAUGGUGAAGUUUGAAACCAGCUCGUACUGGAAGGCGCUCGGGCUUUCUGCAUUCCAUGAAUACGCUGAUGUGGUGUUCACUGCUAAUGAUUCCGGUCACCGCCACUACACCAUCGCCGCUCUCCUCAGCCCUUUCUCCUACUCAACCACUGCUGUUGUCACUGAUCCCCAGGAAUAAACAUGUACUGUCUUUUCACACUUUCCUCCACUAGAUCAUAGGCUUUUAGGGGGAAGGUUUUUCCUACUGCUAAUGCAUAACUUUUUGCUACAUUAGUUGGGUUUUUUUCCAUUUUGUAACCUGGCAAACUUCAGACAAGUCAAUAAAAUAUUACUUCUUUAAAACAA
Molecule: messenger RNA, 729 nt
Organism: Passer domesticus (house sparrow)
Lineage: Eukaryota; Metazoa; Chordata; Aves; Passeriformes; Passeridae
Product: transthyretin
Exons: 4
Coding region: 110-562 (150 amino acids)
Biological process (GO): purine nucleobase metabolic process
Molecular function (GO): thyroid hormone binding
Source: RefSeq, a predicted model, not a curated record